AUGGGGAAUCAUGGUUGUGAAGAUGAUGACGAUGAUGAAGAUUUGCCACCUGGAUUUGGUCCAGCUGCUGUGAAAGACGACGAUGAUGACUUACCAGAGUUUAACUUCAAUCCCUCCACUGCACCACCGGUUACUUCUUCUCCCCGGCAAGCAGUGGAUGAUGACGAUGACGAUAUUCCUGAAUGGCAACCUCAAGUCUCAGGCCACCAGAUUCAACCUCCACCACCUCCUCCACCUCCUGGUCCUCCAUUUCAUAGCAGAGCCAUGGCCAGACCACAAGGACAACAUGGUGCUGGACCAUCAGAUGGAUGGAGACCCAAUCAAAACGCACCUAGGCAACAACAACAGUACAGUGCACGUAGGAAUAGAGGAUUUUGA
Brassica napus (rape) is the source of this 378-nucleotide messenger RNA. Its product is annotated as salivary acidic proline-rich phosphoprotein 1/2-like. The record is from RefSeq and is a predicted model, not a curated record. NCBI's taxonomy places the organism in Eukaryota, Viridiplantae, Streptophyta, Magnoliopsida, Brassicales, Brassicaceae. Bases 1 to 378 code for a protein of 125 amino acids. The transcript has 2 exons.